CCCGUCAGUCUUUCAAACGGUGCCUGAGAGUUGCUGAGGCCAGAGCCAGCCAUCCAGGCUCUCCCGUUUGGAAAAAAUGAUGUCAGCUUUCAGAACAAGCUUUAAAAAAAAUCUAAUAAAGUUAGGGAGGUCAUUUGAAAUUGAACUUCCUCCAUUUGAGUUUUUUUUUCCGUUUUUUGCAUGAGGAUCUUUCAUUCCUCUGUUCUAAAAAACUACCAACAAAACUAAGCACAGGAGGUAUUGCAUAAGCACCACCAAGGCAUUUGCCUGAUCUGCAUUUCUCAGUGCAUGAGAUCAGCUCCAAAUAUCUGAUCUGAGAAAGCUGCCGGUGCACAACUGCUGUAACUGAUAGGAGUUACCUCUGUGACUCAUCUCAUAGGAUGGUUCAGUGGCAAAUAUGAACAUUUGUCAACAUUUGACAACUCCUUGGAACAUCAUGAAUUUGCUGGAUUCUGGACCACAGAGCACUUGCAAUAGCGCUUUCUAAAUUUGAAUUUAAUUUAAAUGAAAGAAAAAUAGUCCUCUGGAUCAACUGUAGCCAUGGCUAGCAAAAGGAAAUCCACAACUCCCUGCAUGAUACCAGUAAAAACACUGGUGCUUCAGGAGACUGAACAGGACCCUGGAGAAGAUGAUMGUGAAGGAACACAACAAGAGGCUCCUGCAGAAGGACCAGCAGCCAGUGAUGCUGGGGCCAGCAACAGCAAUAAUGGAGCUUUGUCCAACGGGCACCGCAGCAUUGCCGACGGUGACAUUUAUAUCUGCAAGCCUUGUGACUUCGGGUCUCAGGACCUUCACCAGUUCUUUGGGCACUUGGACACUGAGCAUUCAGACUUCAGCAAAGAUCCYGCGUUCGCGUGUGUCGGGUGUGGCUUCCUGGCCAACAGCCACGAAGGGCUCUCGCACCACAACGCGGAGUCGCACGCCGGCGAGACGAGCUUCGUCUGGAGGGUGGUGAAGCAGGACAGCCGUACGACCGUGGAGCAAAGUCUCUGUGAGGUCACCAGCAGCCAGGACCUGCCGGGAGAGGGCCCUGAAGAAGGGGCAGAUGGCCAGUCYGAAAUUAUCAUUACCAAAACCCCCAUCAUGAAGAUAAUGAAGGGUAARCAGGAGGCCAAAAAAAUCCACAUGCUGAAGGAGAAUGUGUCGAGUCAGUUGGGCGGUGAGUCAGAGGGGAAGGAUGGAGAGCAUUCGUUCCCAAAUGGGUCUGUGCCAGUCAGCCARCCCACUGCAAGUUCUACAAAGUCAUCCCACAUAGUGAAUGGCUCCAUCAUAGGAAACGUGCCCGUUCUGCAGGCGGGGGUGGCACAGCUUGUGUCGCUGCAGCAGCAGCCCCCGUUGCAUCAGCAGCUCCCCACGUCCAAGUCCCUUCCCAAGGUGAUGAUUCCACUGAGCAGCAUUCCCACGUACAAUGCCGCCAUGGACUCCAACAGCUUCCUGAAAAACUCUUUCAACAAGUUCCCCUACCCCACCAAAGCUGAGCUCUGCUACUUGACCGUGGUGACCAAGUACCCAGAAGAGCAGCUGAAGAUCUGGUUCACUGCGCAGAGGCUGAAGCAGGGCAUCAGCUGGUCGCCAGAGGAGAUCGAAGAUGCCAGGAAGAAGAUGUUCAACACAGUUAUUCAGUCCGUGCCACAACCCACUAUUACAGUGUUGAACACACCCCUCGUUGCAAAUCCUGGGACUGUUCCCCAUCUUAUCCAGGCAACUUUACCAGGCCAUGUGGUGGGGCAGCCGGAGGGGACGGGGGGGCUGCUGGUCACACAGCCCAUCAUGGCAAACGGGUUGAAGGGCACCAGCUCCUCYUUCACUUUGGCAGUGACUUCUGUCCCCAAGCCACAGCCGGCGGCACAGCACAGCACCGUGAGCUCCAGCAACACAACCGGGGUCAAGGUGGUCAACAGCGCCCAGUCGCUGCUCACUGCCUGCCCUGCCAUCUCCUCACAGACCUUCCUGGAUCCCAAUGUCUACAAAAACAAGAAGUCCCACGAGCAGCUCUCAGCCCUCAAAGGCAGCUUCUGCAGAAACCAGUUCCCUGGCCAGGCUGAAGUCGAGCGGCUGACAAAGAUCACAGGCUUGUCCACCAAGGAGAUCCGAAAAUGGUUCAGCGACAGGAGGUACCACUACAGGAAUGUGAGAGGCGGCCGGGCCGUCUUCCCUGGAGACAGCGCUCUUGAUUCCCUGCCCGAAAUCACCUUCGACGUCCCAGCCAGAGGAGCCGAGCUGAGCCCUGCGGCAGCGGCGGCCACGCCAGCCCCUCACCACCCAUCACGGCGGCAGUCGUGGCACCAGGCACCCGACUUCACCCCGACCAAAUACAAGGARCGAGCGCCCGAGCAGCUGAAGGCUCUGGAGAGCAGUUUUGCCCAAAAUCCCCUUCCUGCGGAGGAAGAGGUGAACCGCCUGAGGGGGGAAACGAAGAUGACACGGAGGGAGAUCGACAGCUGGUUCUCGGAGAGGAGAAAGAAGAAGGUGGCGGAGGAAAAUAAGAAAGUGGAGGAGGCGGCUCAACAGGAGGAGGAGGAGGCGGAGAAUGGCGGCAGGGAAGGGGAAGACUCCUCGGACGAGCAGAGGGCCACGAGUGAAAACGGCUCAGUYGACGCCUCCGGCAACAACCCGAACUCAGCGGAGCGGAAGGUGAGUCCCAUCAAAAUCAACCUGAAAAACCUGCGAGUGACCGAGUCCAACGGCAAAAACGAGGUACCGGGGACCGGCGCAAUUGAGAAGGGGGACGGCAGCUCCAGCCGGCCGCCCUCCCCUCCCAAAACCAAACUGAACUUCAAAAAAACGGCCGAGCAGCGGCAUCUGCUGAAGCAAAUGUUCGUGCAGACCCAGCGCCCCACGAACCAGGAGUAUGACGCCAUCGUGUCCCAGACGGGCCUGCCGCGGGCCGAGGUCAUUCGCUGGUUCGGGGACAGCCGCUAUGGCUACAAGAACGGGCAGCUGAAGUGGUAUGAGAACUACCGGCGAGGGGUGUUCCCCCCGGGGCUGGUGGAGGUCAGCCCCGCCGGCCGGGAGGUGCUUGAGGACUACUACGAGARGCACAAGGGGCUGCGGGAGGAGGACGUGCCCGGCCUGUGCGAGCGCGCCCGCCUGGGCGCCCAGCAGCUCAAGGUGUGGUUUGCGGUGAAGGCGGAGGAGGAGGGCAGGGGCUCCGGCCCCGAGGCGGCCGGCAGCCGGAAAGGGCCGUGCGAAGCCGGCGCGGAGGCGUCGGAGAGCAGCGAGGCGUGGGAGCCGGGCGGCCGGGAGGGCAGCGCCGGGACCCCCGACGCCCCCGGCCCACCGCCCGCCACACGGCUGGAAACAGACUGAACUCAAACCACCAGCCCCGGAGGAUCCGCUCUUACCCUUGAGAAGAAAUUAGUGAUC
Molecule: messenger RNA, 3366 nt
Organism: Malurus melanocephalus (red-backed fairy wren)
Lineage: Eukaryota; Metazoa; Chordata; Aves; Passeriformes; Maluridae
Gene: ZHX3
Product: zinc fingers and homeoboxes 3
Exons: 3
Coding region: 541-3309 (922 amino acids)
Biological process (GO): regulation of transcription by RNA polymerase II
Cellular component (GO): nucleus
Molecular function (GO): DNA binding; DNA-binding transcription factor activity, RNA polymerase II-specific
Source: RefSeq, a predicted model, not a curated record